Molecule: messenger RNA, 1506 nt
Organism: Penicillium cosmopolitanum
Lineage: Eukaryota; Fungi; Ascomycota; Eurotiomycetes; Eurotiales; Aspergillaceae
Product: FAD-dependent oxidoreductase
Exons: 4
Coding region: 1-1506 (501 amino acids)
Biological process (GO): secondary metabolite biosynthetic process
Molecular function (GO): FAD binding; monooxygenase activity
Source: RefSeq, a predicted model, not a curated record
AUGACAGAAGACUUUGACCAGUCAGCAAGACGACUCCCUGAACGGUCACCACCUACAGGGAUUUCUGUUCUUGUUGUUGGAGCCGGAGUAUCCGGGCUUCUCGCAGCCCUGGAAUGUUGGCGUAAAGGGCACAAUGUUCGAAUUAUCGAAAAAAGCCUUAUGCGUCUUCGAUCAGGUGACGGAUUCAGUAUUGGGCCGGCUGCGAUUCGUGCUUUGCAAAAGUGGCCAGAAAUGGCGGAGGAAAAUGAACGCAUUUCAUAUACGAUUUGGACUUCGUGGCAUCAGAUAAAUGGAGAGAAGGUUGCCGGCCCUUUCCCGGUUGAGUUAAAUAAUAGUGAUGAUGAGGAAACCACGUUCAAUGGUAUUACGCGUCCAAAUAAGGUCUAUCGACAUAAUCGGCUUAGAUUUCACAAGAUGAUGUCCGAUCAAGCGGAGAGAAUCGGUAUCUUUGUCGAGUACGGAAAACGCACAGUUGAAUAUUAUGAAGAUGCUGCAGGUCAAAAGGCCGGUGUGGUCCUCGAGAAUGAGGAAAGAAUUGAAGCCGAUUUAAUCAUCGCUGCCGAUGGAAUCGGAAGUAAGUCUUCGAUCAUUACGAUGGGCAAAGAGGUUCGAGCCAGGUCAUCCGGGAGCUCGAUUUAUGGAGGGACUAUCCCUAUCGAGGUAGUUCAGGCCGACCCUCUCAUGUCUGAGAGAUUUUCUGGUGUGGAAAAUGGGAUAGCUGUUGUGGAGCUUUGGCAGGGGUAUGUGAUUCCUUUCUCGGGAGAGAAUUCAUCUAAUCACCAUAUAGACAUCCGGAAUAUCACUGCCUGUGGGAAAGAACACCCGAUUAUCUGUCUUGGGCUUUUGUUAUAUCCAAACCAGAGUGACGAAACAGAGUCCUGGACUAAAACGGCAGACCUCCGGGACGUACUCCGCAAAACCUCACAGAUCGAAGGAUGGCCUGAGAUUGGGGAUCGGGCAAUCCGAGCGACCCCUAAGGACCGUAUUCACGAUUUUAAAUUGGUGUUAAGAGAGUCUCAACCUUGCUGGGUAUCGCCAGCUGGGCGGGUUGCUCAGAUUGGCGAUGCAGCACAUACUUUUCUUCCAUCAUCUGGAAAUGGGGCAACUCAGGGAUUGGAAGACGCCGUCUCUUUGGCAACUUGCCUUCAGGUCUCAAUGAAGGACAGCAUACCGUGGGCUACCCGGGUUCAUAACACACUACGAUUUGACCGUGUCUCUUGUCUGCAGAAAAUAGGGAUGAUCAACGGAGUAGCUCGAAGCCGCCCGGUUGAUGAAGACAACCCUCAGGGAACCCUUGUCGGAUUAUUGGGUGCCUGGUUAUGGAAUCAUGACCCAGAACAGUACGCCAUCGACAAUUAUGACAAGGCGUUGGCUCAUUUGCAAGAUGGCACUACAUUCCAGAAUACCAAUGUUCCACGCGGCUAUGUGCACACCCCGUGGACUAUUGAUGAGCUUUUGGAUCCAAAAAAGGCAGAAGAGAUUUGGCUGGCAGGGAGCUGGAACUAG